Paramisgurnus dabryanus is the source of this 2630-nucleotide messenger RNA. RefSeq names its product serine/threonine kinase 17b (apoptosis-inducing) (gene stk17b). Gene Ontology annotation, molecular function: ATP binding; protein serine/threonine kinase activity. Gene Ontology annotation, biological process: positive regulation of apoptotic process; protein phosphorylation; intracellular signal transduction. Lineage: Eukaryota; Metazoa; Chordata; Actinopteri; Cypriniformes; Cobitidae. The record is from RefSeq and is a predicted model, not a curated record. Gene Ontology annotation, cellular component: nucleus.
GAGAAUAAAGUAAAGUCCCUUACCGGUGAGAAAAUAAAAAAGAAAGUAGCAGGCUACAAAACAAGUCUAUCACGAUAAUAACUAUCAACCGCAUACCGAUAUGCCGGUUAUGAUGACGCUGCCGGUGACGUAACGCGCGCUGCUUGUGGCUGCUGGCAUCUGAACAGAAUUUGAAACUGAACCGGUGGACAAGAUUCGAACCCAAGGGUCCAAAACAUCACCAAAAAUUUAUUCACUUCAAAACGGAGUAACCACACGAGUUUGUUUACAGUCUUAGUUGGAUUCAUUCAGAGUUUAUUUCAAACAGUGUGUCGGUUGGACUAACGUUACAGCUGUUAUUCCCUUGAGAAGAGGAAGAGUGUCCGCUGUGAACUUUAUACUCCUGCUGCUUUUGUCCUGCGUGAAAAGGAAGUACUGUCUGUCUAUCGCUGUUUUUUUUUUUUAACAAAAUGAGGCGAAUCUCCGUGUACCAUGUUGGUCUGCGCAGAAGACGGAGUUUAAUCUAGGAGUUUUAGCUGAAUCUUUAAGGGCUAACUGUGCUAAUCUGUGCUACAUGUAGCUGAGUAGCAUCUAUCGUCGCGUUCGAACUCAACCAAACUUAAGUUACUCAAAUGUAGCGGCUCUGUUUAUCGCAACAUUCAAUGACAAGAAAGUAACCAAAUAUCCUGUUUCGGAAACAUCUUUAUCCUCAACUGUGUCUUAAUCCCGUCAAGAGGGAUAUUGUGUACGUGCUUUUAACGGUGGUGACUCUAAACAUGAUCUGUAAGCUGGUGAAGUGAUUAACCAGUCUACACACUUUACUGGACGCUCGCUGGAUAUUUGCUGUAAACUGGUUGUAGUGGAGUGGUGAUCAUCGUAUUGAUUUCUGUAAAGUAGUGAUGGCCCGGAGGAGGCUGGACAGUCGCAGUGGAUCCUCUGCUUUGCUCUCAGAGAUCCAAACUCAGAUUCAACCGGAUGCUCUGGACGCCGUGUUUGAGAUGGGCAAUGAGCUGGGCAGGGGGAAGUUUGCUGUGGUUAGGAGGUGCGAGGAAAAGGCCACAGGGAAAGUCUUCGCUGCAAAGUUCAUUAAGAAGCGGAGACGAGGCCGUGACUGCAGAGCCGAGGUCGUUCACGAGAUCGCUGUUUUAGAGGCCGCAAAGAACAACCCUCGUGUGGUGAAACUGCAUGCUGUAUAUGAGACUGAUCAUGACCUCGUUCUUCUGCUGGAAUAUGCUGCGGGUGGUGAAAUUUUCGACCACUGUGUGUCAGAUGAGCUGCUGCCUGAAGGUCAGAUCACUCGUCUGAUCAGACAGAUGCUAGAGGGAAUUCACCAACUUCACCAGAGCAAUGUAGUCCACCUAGACUUGAAGCCCCAGAAUAUUCUUCUGACCAGUCUGAGCCCAUUGGGGGAUAUAAAGCUGGUGGAUUUUGGGCUGUCUCGCAGGUUGGGCUCUGUUGGAGAACUCAGGGAGAUUCUGGGUACCCCUGAGUAUGUAGCUCCUGAGAUCCUGAAUUAUGAACCGAUCACCACAGCAACAGAUCUUUGGAGUGUGGGUGUGAUAGCAUACAUGCUGGUAACAGGAGAGUCUCCAUUCGCUGGCGAGGAUAAACAGGAGACUUUCCUAAAUGUAUCUCAGGUGAAUGUGGACUACAGCAUGGAGUCCUUCUCAAGGGUUUCUGAGUUGGCUGUCGACUUCAUCCAGAAACUUCUGGUCAAAUCCCCAGAGGAUCGCCCUAGUGCAGCUGAAUGCAUGACCCAUCCCUGGCUAUGGCUCCAUUAUUCUGUGUCUGAUCCAAUACCCGUUACCCCACGCACUCCUCUGGAACGGAGUUUCGGUGGGAAGUGGUCGGCGCCACCCGAGGACCGUGAGGACAAAGAGAACAUUCUGGACUCACCACAAACCAAGAGGUUCCGAUUUGAAGAGAAUAUGUCAGCCGUAGGGGACGGUGACCACUUAUGCUGAUGCUCAGUGGAGUUGCACUUUCACUAAAUUGCAUCUCAUUUUUGGUCCUUUUCGAUGCCAGAGUAUUCUCCAAUGCAGCACCAGCAAAAAAAAUGCUUCAGGCUUAAUUCUGUUUUCACUGCACCAAAGAUGAUCUUUCCUCAAAAGGGCCAAGUCUGGUGAAAUAAUAUAUAUAUAUGUAUAUAUAUAUACUAUAUAUAUAAUAUUAUAAUAAUGAGCUUUGAAAUAUCUAUGUUUCCAUCCUGUUAAAAGUUUUUUACCUUUCCUGUCAUAUUUUUAUUUUAAAUGUUUAGAUUUUUAUUUUAAUGUCACUCAGUAACUUAUUUCAUUUUCAGUUUUUCUUAGCCAAAAUUAAUGUUAAAACCAAUUCUAUUGCUGCACUUAUUGCAACAACAGCAAGCUACUAAAGCAACAUUAAGGCAGAUAGUAUGCAUGAUUUCCACAGUGCUAGAUGCAUGUUUUAGUUGCGUGUUGUGUCAUGCAUCCUCUUUUACUGCUAUUGAAACAUCAGAACGCUUCAUAAAAAUGUGACUCAACACGCAUUCACAACACACCCUGGAUUACACAAAUAUGUUUUUGUGUUUUGUCAUAGAACUUCCUUCUAGAAUAAGACUAAAGGAAUGCAGGAAAGCACUUAAACCCCGCUAUUAUACAUGUAUCACUAAAAUAUAAGAACACAUUUCUACA